Physcomitrium patens is the source of this 3314-nucleotide messenger RNA. NCBI's taxonomy places the organism in Eukaryota, Viridiplantae, Streptophyta, Bryopsida, Funariales, Funariaceae. The record is from RefSeq and is a predicted model, not a curated record.
UUUUUUUUUUUUGAACUGCUGCGAGGAUUACGAGGGGGCUAUGAGGUGGAUAACCAUGGUAAAGAUUGUCAUCCAGGGUUUGAGCUUCCACAAAGCGUUCUGAUCCCAGGUCUCUCGUGUUGCUUGCGGGUCGAUGUUGGCGCGACUGGCGGCUUUCAAGAGAGCUCGACAAGUUCUCUUCGAUUACGUCGCUGAGUGGGAGCCGCUGAACCUUGUUGGAUACACAUCAAUCCUCGCAGGAGAAUAGAGGGUAAGGAGCCCUACAACCCCCAGCACAGAAGGAAGGCAUAGAUGAGAUCGUGUUUGAGUUGAGUUUGGAUAAUGCAGGUAUUGUAGAAUUUGAAGAACUUUUUGCGAUUUCAUGUAACUGUCGAUAGAUUGGAGAUUCUGUGCUAUAUUACAGAGUUUUAUCGCGUCACGGUUCCAGUACAAAAGCCAGUUCGACAGGGUUUUACCGUGAUUUGACAACUAUGAAGUUGUAUGUAUUAUACUCGCCUCCUGCCGUCAGAAAUUACUUGCGUGGCGUAGCUGUGUAGUAACCUGACUGUAAAAGCGCUACAAGAUGGGAAGGGAAACAUCGGGUGGUUAAGAUCACAUUGAUGCUCUCGAUUUUAUCAGUUCAAAUAGUUGCUUUGCUGGCGAAUCUACUGGGUUCGGAGCGAACGAGUGAGGGGUAUGAUACAAGCAGCGAAUCACUGCCUCACUUUUUUAGUAAAUCUGCACCAAUUGUUGAGAAGCUGGACUUAAGUAAAUUACCUAGACAAGAUGGUGCAUUUUGGACAUUACAUGCUAGCCAGCCAAAUACCCGGUUGGGAAGAGUAUUACAUCGGAUACAAAUCACUAAAGAAAAGGAUCAAGCACUACUCUGGUCGUGUUCGUGCGUCAGGUGUGACAGACGAUGAGCGCCAUGAAAUUGUCAAAGCUUUUUCGGAGCUUCUGGACUCUCAGGUAGAGAAGAUCGUGUUAUUUCUAAUUGAGAGGCAAGGUCUUUUAGCGGAGCGUUUGCAAAGAUUGCGCGAACGGAGAGAAGUUGCAUCUCGAGAGUAUUAUGAGGCGGAUGAAUCUGGACUUUGUGAGCCUCCAUGUAGCCCGGUAAUAGUCCCCUGGCAAAUGAUGGAUGAGUAUAGGAAAAUUGGUUACGAUCUCCUACAGCUAUUACAUUUUGUAGAGCUCAAUGCUACAGGGUUACGUAAAAUAUUGAAGAAAUUCGACAAGCGGGUUGGGUUUCGCCUUGGACAUCAAUAUAUAUCCUCAAGGUCCAAUCACCCCUACUCACAGCUUCAACAGGUGUUUCGACAAGUGGGGUUAGGGGCAAUGGUUGCAACUAUAUCUCGUAAUCUUGCUGAGCUAAGACACGAGAGCUUAGAAUCAGCAUCAACAAGUAGUGCUGUUUCUCUCUUCCGCAAUUCUUCCCUUCCUAAGCGAAUUGUGGAGCAGGAGCCUGUUAUUCAGUCUAUUGUAGAGACCAUGCAUCGUUUGACCCAAGAGGUCAGCAUUCAAACGUUCGUGGCAAAUGAGCUUCUCCUUCCAGCUCCGAAUGGCGGAAUAUCUGGGAUGCUCCGGAAGCAGGAGGUUCAUGAUUUCAUGUCUAUACAACUAAAUCUUAUGAAUACCUUCCUCUACAUGGUGAACUACUACAUUGUGGUACCAUCUUCAGAUGAUUACGCCCAGCUACUACAUGCUCCAGCCACUAUGUGUGGAUUUAUCAUAGGGUCCAUGCCUUUGUCGGCUCUGGUAUCCUCACUUGUCUACAGCUGGUGGUCCAAUUUUUCUUACACAGCUCCUCUCAUCAUCAGUACUCUGAUCUUGAUAACGGGAAAUUUGAUGUACGCCUUGGCGCUCUACUUCAACUCCAUUUGGCUCCUUCUCCUCGGGCGCUUUUUGUGUGGGAUGGGUGGUGCGAGGGCUAUCAACAGGAGAUACAUUUCUGACCACGUUCCAAUGAAGCAGCUGACUAGUGCGUCUGCUGCUUUUGUGAGCGCUAGUGCUCUAGGAAUGGCGGUUGGACCAGCUCUUGCUGGUGCUCUUAGUAACCUCAAUUUCGAGAUUCAUGGAGCACCUGUAAAUUUUGUCACUGCCCCAGGAUGGGUAAUGUGCCUUGCUUGGGUUGUAUAUUUACUUCUUAUUAUUCUUUUUUUUAAAGAGCCUGAGAGGCCUGCUCCUUCUGGACCCAUCUCAAGACAAGCCUCUGAAAACAAUCUGGAAGGCAUUCAUGACUCUGCACCGUCUCCAACGUUGAACCAGCCUUUGUUAUCAACAUUAUCGGGAAAUCUUCCGAGUUCAUUGGCUGCUGGGUUGCCCAAGUAUCAGCAAUCAGACGAAGAAGAGGGCGAGAUGGAUGACUCAGAUUAUGGUGAUGAUAGGGCGGUUGAAACAGUGGGUGAGCUUCUGAAGGAGCUGACAAUGCCUAUCAAAAUAUUGUUGUGGAUCUAUUUCAUGCUCAAAUUUGCUUCGGAGCUUCUCAUAUCUGAAUCCAGCAUAUUGACUACGUAUUAUUUCAAUUGGUCAACAUACCAGGUUUCCAUCUUUUUGUCGCUUCUUGGAUUAACUGUACUGCCGAUUAGUGCGGUUGUUGGAAACUGCAUCAGUAACAUCUACGAAGACAGGGUGGUGAUUUUGUGGACGCAAAUCACUACUGGCGUUGGUGUUCUUGCUAUCUUAUGCUACAGCCCCUUUUUCCAUUACACCACAUACCAAUAUGUGGCAGCUGCAGUCGUUAUAUUUGUUUCUACGAACGUUCUUGAAGGAGUCAACAUGUCACUGUUGUCUAAGGCAAUGUCACCACGCUUGUCUAGAGGAGUAUUCAACUGCGGGCUCCUCUCUACUGAAGCAGGUACACUUGCGCGAGCUUUGGCGGAUGGGAUGAUCACCGUUGUAGGAAGACUUGGAAUGGAAAACAUCGUGAAUUACACCAUGCUUCCGACGUUCUUAAUCGUGGCCUUUACAACUACUUACACAUGGGUUGGCUAUUACUCCCUAUAUUAAGUAUUUAUUGUUAUUAUUAUUAUUUUAUUAACUCGUGAGAUAGAGGUCAUUUCUAGAGCGUCUACCAAUUUAAUUUAAUUUCUUCUCUCCUGUUCUCGAAUCAUAACUCUCAUGGUCUUGUCGUUAUUUUUCCUUCGAGUACAUGGGAUGGAAUGAGAGAUAAAGGGUCACCAUUAAACUCCUUUUUUGAUGUUUCCUGAGAAUUGAAAUGGAAGUAGAGGUAUCAACAGCUACCUGCGUAUACUGCACCAUUAUUGGAUAAAAAAACGAGUCUUCUCUGUUGUAGCUGUUAAAAACAAUUGUCAACGGCUUGUACAAUUGCAAUGCAA